Verticillium dahliae VdLs.17 is the source of this 1257-nucleotide messenger RNA. Its product is annotated as chitin biosynthesis protein CHS5. The coding region runs from base 1 to 1257 and encodes 418 amino acids. The record is from RefSeq and is a predicted model, not a curated record. Gene Ontology annotation, biological process: Golgi to plasma membrane transport; conjugation with cellular fusion. Gene Ontology annotation, cellular component: trans-Golgi network; exomer complex. NCBI's taxonomy places the organism in Eukaryota, Fungi, Ascomycota, Sordariomycetes, Glomerellales, Plectosphaerellaceae. Gene Ontology annotation, molecular function: protein dimerization activity. The transcript has 2 exons.
AUGCUCGUCUCAUUGACGGUUGGCAAGGUCGACGCCGGCGUCACGGUGCUCCUGACGCCAGAUAAGCGCCUCAUCGAGUUCCCCUCCAUCCUGCUGCCCCCGAACAUCUCCUCCGGCAGCAUCGUCGACAUCACCGUCGGUCGCAACAACGCAUCGGAAUCCGCCGCCGAGCACGCCUUCCGCGACCUCCAGGAGCGCAUCUACGACGCCUUUGGCGCCAGCGAGCCCGCCGUGCCGGUGCUGCGCUGCCGCAACGCCACGCAGACGAGCGUCGUGCUCGAGUGGGACCCCGUCGAGCUGGCGACGGCCGACCUGCUGUCGCUGUCGCUCUUCCGCAACGGCCAAAAGGCCGGCAGCAUCCCGCGGCCCCUGCACAUGCACAGCACCAAGAUCAGCGGCCUCGCCGUCGACACGGACUACACCUUCCACCUCGUGCUGCGCACCACCGCCGGCACCUUCGCCUCGGACAAGGUCCACGUCCGCACCCACAAGCUCACCGACCUCAGCGGCAUCACCAUCACGCCGGGCGUCAUGCCGCAGCAGACGCGCGACGCCCUCGCCGCCGCCGUCGAGCGCAUCGGCGCCAAGCUGGUCGACGGCGUCCGCAUCGACACGACCCACUUUGUCACCACCGAGGGCCGCGGGCCCGCCUGGGAAAAGGCCGUCGACACCAACAUACCCGUCGUCCGCCCCGAGUGGGUCGACGCCUGCGAGAAGAACGGCCGCAUCCUCGGCGUCACAAAGUUCUACCUCGACGCCAUGCGCCCGGGGCCCCCGACCCCGGGCAUCGAAGAGCCCUCCCAGAAGGACCUGCCCGCGCCGCCGGCCCAGCAGCAGCAGCAGCAGCAGCAGCGGGUACCUCCAGCAGCGGCAGCGGCAGCGCCAGAAGCCAGUGCGGCCGACGACGGUCCCCCUGCAGGAUACUCUGCGGCGCCUGCCCCUACGAGCGGUUCGGCCAGCGGCGACGAGGACGAGGUGGAGGACGAGGACGAGGAGGACCAAGACGAGGGGAAGGACAGCAAGAGCAGUCCGACAGAGGGAGCUGCCACUACGGAGCCCAAGACGCGCGCAGCCGAGCAGGAGGAGCAAAAGGUGCGACUCGAGGACAAGAGCGAGCAGAACCUGGCGUUGCGACCGGGCGGGCCCAGCCAGGGCUCGCUGUCGGCGGCGGCGAGCGAGGACGGCCGGGGCGACGAGGACACGCCCGACCAGCCCGGGUCGUCGAGCAGAGCGUCGUUCCAGAACGUGGAGCUGUAA